AUGGCUAAAGGCUACUACAUCAGCAAACCUUUGGCCAGAGCUGCUGCACUGCUGGCUGUCAUCGCCGUCAUCGUCAUCAUCGCAUUAUCAGCCGCUUACUCCAAAGAAAAAGCCAAAAAUGCCAUUAACGACAAGACAGCAUCGCCCGUGCCCCCCACCGCUCCACCAUCCAAUGAUCCCUGGGACCAAUACAGACUCCCCAACUCCUUGUCUCCUCUGUAUUACAACGUCACCCUGUGGCCUCGGCUCACCCCGGACAGUCAGGGGAUGUACGUCUUCACCGGUAGCUCCUCAGUUUCCUUCAGAUGUAUCAAAGAGACCAAUCUGAUCCUGAUUCACUGCCACAAGCUCAACUUGACUCUUUUCGACGGCUGGCACGCCAAGCUGAUGCCAACGGACGGUACAAAGGCGCCAACCAUAACGAAAACCUGGUUCCAAGAGGAAACCCAGUACCUGGUCAUCCAGCUGAAGGCGGCGUUAAAGCCGGGAAGCGUCUACUGGCUCUAUACGGAGUUUACAGGAGAGCUGGCUGAUGAUCUGGAGGGAUUUUACAGAAGCGAGUAUGAGGAAGACGACAACAAAAAGGUGGUCGCCAUUACUCAGAUGCAGGCCACGUUCGCAAGGAAAGCUUUUCCCUGCUUCGACGAACCAGCCAUGAAGGCCGUCUUUAACAUCACGCUCAUCCAUGAGCCUGGAACUGUUGCGCUAUCAAACAGCAGAGAAAUCAAUAAAGAACAGCUCACAAUGGAUGGAAGUAAAGUCAUUAGGACGACGUUUGCACCCACCAAGAGGAUGUCCACGUAUCUGGUUGCAUUCAUCGUCUGUGAAUUCACCUACGUCAGCAAUCAAAAAGAAAACAAGGACCUCAUGGUUCGAAUAUGGGCACGGAAAAAAGCCAUCGAAGCCGGGCAUGGUAACUACGCCCUCAACAUCACCCAGCCCAUACUGGAGUUCUUUGAGAAAUAUUACAACGCCACCUAUCCACUCUCGAAAUCAGAUCAGAUCGCCUUGCCUGACUUCAGUGCUGGAGCCAUGGAGAACUGGGGCCUGGUCACGUACAGGGAGACGGCACUGCUGUAUGAUCCUCAAACCUCCGCUAACGGCAACAAGCAGAGGAUCGGAACCGUGAUCUCUCACGAGCUGGCUCACAUGUGGUUUGGAAACCUGGUGACGCUGAAAUGGUGGAACGAUCUGUGGUUGAAUGAAGGCUUCGCGUCAUACGUGGAGUACCUUGGUGCCGACUACGCAGAACCGACCUGGAACAUCAAAGACCAGAUCAUACUGUACGACAUUUAUCGGGCGUUUGCGGUGGACAGCCUGGCGUCCUCUCACCCUUUGUCCUGUAAAGAGGAGGAGGUCAACACACCGGCGGAAAUCGCACAGAUGUUUAACACCAUUUCAUACAGCAAGGGUGCUGCAGUACUCAGGAUGCUCUCUCAGUUCCUCACAGAACCCGUAUUUGCUAAAGGACUCAGUACGUAUCUGAACCAGUUUGCUUUUGGGAGCUCCACGUAUUCUGACCUUUGGGAUCAUCUUCAGAAAGCGGUUGAUGUGACUCCACAGUUAAAGUUGCCACACAGCAUCCACGACAUCAUGAACCGCUGGAUCCUUCAGAUGGGUUUCCCAGUGGUCACCAUUAACACCCAAACAGGAGAAGUGAGCCAGAAGCAUUUCCUGCUGGAGCCAAAUUCCACGGUGGAGAGAUCAUCUGAAUUCAAUUAUGAGUGGUUUAUACCUAUUAAAUGGAUGAAGAAAGGUGGUGAGCAGGAUCAGCUUUGGCUUCUUCAAAAAUCAGCAAUGCACAAACCUAUGAAGGUCAGCACAGGUGAAUGGGUGUUGGCCAAUCUAAAUGUUUCGGGAUACUACAGAGUGAACUAUGACCCUGAGAACUGGAAUCAGCUUCUUAAUCAACUAAACUCCAACCACCAGGUGAUACCAGUGAUGAAUCGAGCACAAAUCCUGGAUGACGCAUUUAACCUAGCGAGGGCGUCCAUCACAAACAUUACCCUCGCUCUGAGAAUGACCAAAUACCUCUCUGUGGAGAGGGAGUACAUCCCGUGGGAAGCCGUCCUGAGGAAUCUCGACUCUUUGUACGCCGUGUUCGAACGCAGCGAAGUUUAUGGACCGAUGCAGGCGUACCUCCGAAAACAAGUCAAGCCUCUGUUUGAUCAUUUCACUGCUACUACUGGGAACUGGACGACUGUCCCAGCAGGCCACACCGACCAAUUCACACAGAUAAUUGCAUUGUCACUGGCAUGCAGUACUGAUGUACCAAGCUGCAUUGAUCUCACUAAACAAUGGUUCAGACAGUGGAUGCAGGAUCCUGAUCACAACAGGAUUCAUCCCAACCUGAGGUCCACAGUGUACUGCAAUGCCAUCGCUGCAGGAGGGGUGGACGAAUGGGAUUUUGGUUGGAAGAUGUUUAAAAGGGCCACAGUAGCAGCUGAAGCGGUCAAGCUGAGGUCGGCUCUGGCCUGCACCAAGCAGCCAUGGCUUCUUAACAGGUACCUUGAAUACACAAUAAAUCCUGAAAUGAUUCGCAAGCAGGACGCAACCAUGACAAUAGGCUCCAUUGCCAGUAAUGAGAUUGGCCAGCCUCUGGCAUGGGAUUUUGUCAGAGCACGAUGGGCAUACCUGUUCAACGUGUACGGAUCUGGAUCGUUCAGCUUCCCCAGGUUAAUAAGUGUCGUCACUUCCAGAUUCAGCACGCCGUUCGAGCUGAGUCAGCUACAGCAGUUCCAGAAAGACAACGCAGACGUGGGUUUUGGAUCAGCGUCGAAAGCUGUGCACCAAGCUAUCGAGAAGAUAACAGCCAGGAUCAAAUGGCUGGCGGAGAACAAGGAGCAGGUUCUACAGUGGUUCAUCUCCGAGUCGGCGUGAUUCACACCGCACUGAAACCUCGCUGUAAAUAAACGGGUUCAUGUGCAGCACCAGUGACCUGAAUUUCUGUCACAUUAAAACAAAACUAACUGAACAAUGAACAAAACAUACAAAGCUUGUUUAAUUUCUCUAACAGACAGUUUAAAGACAUUAAACUUUACCCCACUCCAGUCUCACAAAUAAAAAGACAGUGGACUCUCUUGUGAAAUUGCCAGGAUCUCAACACCAGAACGUGGUUUUUCUGCAGUUUAACCACAACAUCCGGCCAAACCCAGCCAUCUGCUCCUGCAGGACAAACCCGACUGCCUUUAUUUUGUAAUAAAAAAGUUUCAAAAUGAAA
This is a messenger RNA of Trichomycterus rosablanca, 3220 nucleotides long. RefSeq names its product alanyl (membrane) aminopeptidase a (gene anpepa). Gene Ontology annotation, molecular function: metalloaminopeptidase activity; zinc ion binding; peptide binding. NCBI's taxonomy places the organism in Eukaryota, Metazoa, Chordata, Actinopteri, Siluriformes, Trichomycteridae. Gene Ontology annotation, cellular component: plasma membrane; cytoplasm. The transcript is spliced from 20 exons. The coding region runs from base 1 to 2880 and encodes 959 amino acids. The record is from RefSeq and is a predicted model, not a curated record. Gene Ontology annotation, biological process: peptide catabolic process; proteolysis.